AUGGAGGACAACAGGCGCAAAAUGUUGUCAAUUGUUGUGGUAUUUGCUUUUCUUGCUCUGUCUUCCAUGCCUAGAUUCUCUCAGGCAAUCCUUGACGAAUCAUUUACUUCGGCUCUUGAUGAUAAAAGUACGACGGAGGAUGAAAGUAACUUAGAAGAUUACAUUGUCCAUGUGAUAAAACCAGAAGGUGUGAGCAUGGAAGGUUUGGAUAGCUUGUACAAAUCACUUCUACCAGUUUCCAAUUUAAGCUCAAGCGAGAGGCAACGCCUGAUUUAUUCCUACCGCAAUCUGUUUUCUGGGUUUGCUGCGAAACUAACGAAGGAUGAAGCAAAAGCCAUGGAAGAGAAAGAAGAAGUUAUCUCCGUCAGGCUUCCAAAAAAAUUUUCAUUGCACACAACUCAUAGCCCUGAGUUCUUGGGGCUGCGACAGAACUUAGGAAUAUGGAAGCAGUCAAAUUAUGGAAAGGGAGUGAUUGUAGGAGUUCUGGAUACCGGAAUAACUCCGGGUCACCCUUCGUUUGGUGACGCAGGAAUGCCUUCCCCUCCUAAGAAAUGGAAAGGGGUAUGUGAAUUGGAUGGAAUUGUUUGCAACAAUAAGCUGAUUGGUGUCAGGGAUUUCACAAAUAGUUCCGCAUUGGAUGAUGAUGGGCAUGGCACCCACACAGCCAGCACAGCUGCUGGAGUCUUCGUCGGAGGUGCAGAUGUGUUGGGGAAUGCUUAUGGCAUCGCAGCUGGGAUGGCGCCUUCAGCUCAUUUGGCCAUUUAUAAAGUUUGUACUAAGGAUGGUUGUGGCGAACUCGAAAUACUAGAAGCAAUGGACAUUGCCAUUGAAGAUGGUGUUGACGUGCUUUCGCUUUCAAUUGGUGGUCCUUCAUCUUCUUUCGAUGAAGAUGCAAUUGCAGUGGGUGCUUUUUGGGCUACGCAAAAAGGGAUUUUUGUUAGCUGCUCUGCAGGAAAUUCGGGUCCUAAUAUUAGUUCUGUAGAAAAUGAUGCCCCGUGGAUACUAACGGUAGGAGCAAGUAACAUAGAUAGAAGUAUAAGAGCAGUCGUACAGCUUGGAAAUAAGGAUCUCUGGGAUGGAGAAUCUCUCUUCCAGCCAAAAAAUUUUCCGUCGACGCUGCUGCCUCUUGUUUACGCAGGUGCCAAUGCUAAUGCAUUAUCAGCAUUGUGUGCCCCAGGAUCGUUGAGGAAUGUUGAUGUCAAAGGCAAGGUAGUGUUGUGUGACAGAGGUGGGAAUAUAUCAAGAGUUGACAAAGGCAAAGAAGUAAAGGAUGCUGGUGGUGCUGCGAUGAUUCUCAUGAACACCCAGGUUGAUGGUUAUUCUACUCUAGCAGAUUUUCAUAUACUUCCUGCAUCACAUGUCAGUUUUGAUGCAGGCAACCGCAUCAAAAAGUACAUAGCCUCCACACCAUCCCCAGUGGCUACAAUCUUGUUCAAAGGGACUGCUCUUGGGCUGCCACCCAACGCUCCAAUAGUUGCUUCCUUUUCCUCGCGAGGUCCAAGCUUGGCAAGUCCUGGAAUCUUGAAACCAGACAUUAUAGGUCCUGGUGUGAGCAUUCUGGCCGCUUGGCCAGUUCCUGUCGAUAACAUCACAAACUCAAAAGCAUCAUUUAACAUGAUUUCUGGGACCUCAAUGUCCUGUCCCCAUUUAAGUGGCAUUGCUGCUUUGCUCAAAAGCUCCCAUCCCGACUGGUCUCCAGCCGCCAUCAAGUCUGCUAUUAUGACUACUGCUGAUAUAGUAAAUCUUGAUGGCAAGCGUAUUGUGGAUCAUCAGAACAUCAAUGCAGAUUUCUUCACUAUUGGCUCAGGCCAUGUGAAUGCAUCAGGAGCGACUAAUCCAGGUCUUGUUUAUGACAUACAUCCUGAUGAUUACAUUCCUUACUUGUGUGGUUUGAACUACACUGACAAGCAGGUUUCAAUGUUUGUACUGCAUGGAGUGAAAUGCUCAAGCAUCACCAGCAUAACAGAAGCCCAAUUGAAUUAUCCUUCCUUUUCUGUACAACUAGGGACUAGUUCUCAGACGUACACAAGAACAGUAACAAAUGUUGGCCCUGCCAAUUCUUCGUACGUUACUGAGAUUUUUGAACCAAAAGGUGUAAAAGUAAGUGUCAUACCUAAUGAGAUAUCUUUCACCGAAGUGAACCAGAAGGUUUUGUACGCAGUGACAUUUAGGAGAGAUGGGAACACUGGACAGUCGUUGGCGCAAGGAUAUCUGAAAUGGGUUUCUUGUACUAACAGUGUUCGAAGCCCCAUUUCCAUUGUAUUUUCUAAUCAGUGA
Molecule: messenger RNA, 2277 nt
Organism: Tripterygium wilfordii
Lineage: Eukaryota; Viridiplantae; Streptophyta; Magnoliopsida; Celastrales; Celastraceae
Product: subtilisin-like protease 3
Exons: 1
Coding region: 1-2277 (758 amino acids)
Biological process (GO): proteolysis
Molecular function (GO): serine-type endopeptidase activity
Source: RefSeq, a predicted model, not a curated record